This is a messenger RNA of Mus musculus (house mouse), 6679 nucleotides long. RefSeq names its product non-SMC condensin II complex, subunit G2 (gene Ncapg2). Gene Ontology annotation, molecular function: histone H4K20me1 reader activity. Lineage: Eukaryota; Metazoa; Chordata; Mammalia; Rodentia; Muridae. The record is from RefSeq and is a predicted model, not a curated record. Bases 346 to 3762 code for a protein of 1138 amino acids. Gene Ontology annotation, biological process: chromatin organization. The transcript has 29 exons. Gene Ontology annotation, cellular component: nuclear speck; nuclear lumen; nucleoplasm.
UGAGAGCGGCGACUGGUGACGGGGUGGAGGGCGGGAGCGUCCGGGGUAUACGCGGGUGUGUUUGAAUCUGGUCCGAGCGCGGGAAACUAUGGGUCUGUGGUGAGGUGAGCGCCGCGCGGUGAGUUGGGUGGGAGGUAGGACCUCAGACUAGGACGACCCCGGGAGAGGGCCCGAGUGUGACUGGCGAGGACUCCGGAAAAUGACCUGCGCACAGUAGGGAGGCUCUCAGGCAAGGACCUGAUGCAGACUACGGAGGACCGGGGACGCAGACCUGAGUCUGACUAGAGAAGACCCCUGAGAAGGAGCCUGGGGUUGUAAGGCUCCCUUAGAACAGUCACAUCCGUCAUGGAAAAACGUGAGGCGUUCAUCCAAGCAGUAUCUAAGGAGUUGGUUGAAGAGUUUCUGCAGUUUCUUCAACUUGAUAAAGAUUCUUCUAAUCCUUUCAGCUUAAGUGAACUACUAGAUGAAUUAUCAAGGAAACAGAAAGAAGAAUUAUGGCAAAGACUGAAGGACUUACUAACAGAAACAUUGUUGGAAAGCCCUGUGGAUAGGUGGCAGACAGUGGAAGUCGAGGGUGCAGACGAUAUGGAAUCAGAGCACAGUCCAAAGAUGAGAAAGAGCAUAAAAAUAAUAUGUGCAAUUGUGACUGUAAUUCUUGCUUCUGUAUCUAUAAUAAAUGAACAUGAGAACUAUGGAGCCCUCCUGGAGUGUGCUGUUAUAUUGAACGGUAUUUUAUAUGCAUUACCUGAAUCUGAACAAAAACUCCAGAACUCUAUUCAGGAUCUGUGUGUCAAAUGGUGGGAAAGGGGCCUUCCUGCCAAGGAGGACAUGGGAAAGACUGCAUUUAUCAUGCUGCUGAGGAGGAGUCUGGAGACCAAAUCGGGGGCAGAUGUGUGUCGGCUGUGGCGCAUCCAUCAGGCUUUGUAUUGCUUUGAUUAUGAUUGGGAGGAAAGUAGAGAAAUUAAAGAUAUGCUACUUGAGUGCUUCAUAAAUGUUAAUUACAUCAAGAAGGAAGAGGGAAGAAGAUUUCUUAGUUUUCUCUUUAGUUGGAAUGUAGACUUUAUUAAAAUGAUCCAUGAGACCAUUAAAAACCAGUUAGCUGGAUUACAAAAGUCUUUGAUGGUACACAUUGCAGAAAUUUAUUUCAGAGCUUGGAAAAAGGCUUCGGGGAAAAUGUUGGAGACCAUUGAAUAUGACUGCAUCCAGGACUUCAUGUUCCAUGGCAUCCACCUUCUAAGGAGGUCUCCAGUGCACUCCAAAGUCCGAGAGGUGCUGAGUUACUUUCACCAACAGAAAGUCCGUCAGGGAGUGGAAGAGAUGCUGUAUAGGUUAUAUAAGCCCAUCCUGUGGAGGGGACUAAAGGCCAGAAAUUCUGAAGUUCGAUCAAAUGCUGCAUUGUUGUUUGUUGAAGCAUUUCCUAUUAGAGAUCCAAACUUCACUGCUACUGAAAUGGACAAUGAAAUCCAGAAGCAGUUUGAAGAACUGUAUAACCUUAUAGAAGAUCCUUAUCCACGGGUUCGUUCCACAGGCAUCCUUGGUGUUUGUAAAAUAUCUUCUAAAUAUUGGGAAAUGAUGCCCCCUAACAUUCUUGUUGACUUCUUGAAGAAAGUCACAGGGGAGCUGGCAUUUGAUAUAAGCUCAGCCGAUGUUCGGUGUUCUGUUUUUAAGUGUUUGCCAAUUAUUUUGGAUAACAAGCUGAGCCACCCAUUAUUAGAACAGCUUUUGCCAACACUCAGGUAUAGUCUCCACGAUAACUCAGAGAAAGUGCGGGUGGCUUUUGUGGAUUUGCUGCUGAAGAUCAAGGCUGUGAGAGCUGCAAAGUUUUGGAAAAUAUGCCCCAUGGAGGACAUUUUGGUUCGUCUGGAAAUGGAUUCUCGGCCUGUAUCUCGACGCCUGGUGAGCCUCAUCUUCAACUCUUUUCUGCCCGUGAACCAGCCGGAGGAGGUGUGGUGUGAGCGCUGUGUCACGCUGAUCCAGAUGAAUCGCGCAGCUGCCAGGAGGUUCUAUCAGUAUGCCCAUGAGCAUACCGCCAGCACCAACAUAGCAAAGCUCAUCCAUGUCAUCCGCCACUGCUUGAACGCCUGUAUCCAGAGGACCCUGAGAGAGGGCUCAGAGGCCCAUAAGGAAUGCGAGAAGGAGAAUGCCAGUGUACUAGAUAAAACAUUGUCAGUGAACGACACUGCGUCCAUGGCAGGCUUACUAGAAAUCAUUGUGAUCCUCUGGAAGAACAUCCAUAGAAGCCUGGAAAAUAAUAAAGAGGCUAAAAUUUAUACCAUUAACAAGUUUGCAGCUGUGCUUCCAGAGUACCUGAAGGUAUUCAAGGAUGAGCGCUGCAAGAUCCCUUUGUUCAUGCUAAUGUCCUUCUUGCCAGCCUCUGCUGUCCCUGUAUUCAGCUGUGGUGUGAUUUCUGUUCUGAGAAAUCAGGAGAGUGUUACAGGCAGGAGCUACUGUACCUUGCUCGAUUGUCUCUGUUCCUGGGGGCAAGUGGGGCAUGUCCUGGAGCUCAUUGUGGACUGGCUGCCUACAGUGCCACCUCAAGCCAAGAGUAACUUGGCCUCUAAACGGAAAGUGGAAAUCAAUGACACGUGCUCAGUGAAACCUGAGUUAGCAUUGUUGUACAUGGAGUAUUUGCUGACCCAUCCCAAGAAUCGAGAGUGUCUCCUCUCUGUACCCCAGAAGAAACUGAACCAGCUUUUAAAAGCACUCGAGGGAUCCAAGGCAGAACUGGAAUCAUUUCUUCAGUCUCCAAGUGGGAAUCCUCUCAACUUCAACAAAGCAACUGCCCUGCAUGCCUUUGGUCUGUACUGUAGGAUGAGUGUCCAUCUUCAGUACAAGUUCUGCUCAGAAGAGAAAAUUCAUCUGUCCAUCUUGGAUGACACUGGGUCUUGGUUAGAAAACAAAGUUUUACCUCUUCUUGAAGACCAAGAAGAGGAGUAUCUGAAGCUUCGGAAGGAUGUUUAUCAACAGAUAAUCCAGACUUACCUGGCUGUGUGUAAAGAUGUUGUUAUGGUGGGACUUGGAGAUCCUAAAUUUCAAAUGCAACUUUUACAGCGGAGUUUUGGAAUAAUGAAAACAGUGAAGGGUUUUUUUUAUGUUUCAUUACUUCUUGGCAUUCUGAAGGAGAUAGCUGGAAACACCAUAAUUCACAAAACAGAUUCAGAUGAAAAAGUCACAGUGCUGUUUGACUUAGUCCAGGAAGUGUUUCAGAAGAUGUUGGAAUGUAUUGCCUGUAUCUUCAGGAAGCAACCUGAAGAAAGUCUUCCGCUCUUUCAUUCUGUUCAGACCCCUCUUCAUGAAUUCAUCACCACCAUCCAGUCCUGGCACAAGGACACUGCAGUGCACCAUGCUGUGCUUUCUACGUUGAUUGCUGCACCUGUGGUUGAGAUAAGUCACCAGCUGCAGAAGGUUUCUGAUAUAGAAGAGCUGACCUCACCACAAUGCCUUCAUGACCUUCCUCCAUUUUCAAGGUGUUUAGUGGGAGUGAUCAUGAAGUCUUCGGAUGUGGUCAGGUCAUUUGUGGAUGAACUGAAGGCAUGUGUAACUUCUGGUGAUGUUGAAGGCAUUGUGUGCCUCACAGCUGUUCUGCAUAUUAUUUUGGUUAUUAACAAAGGUAAACAUAUAAGUGCAAAGGUGAAGGAAGUUGCAACAGCUGUGUACAGAAAGCUGAAGACCUUUAUGGAGAUCACUUUGGAAGAGGAUAGCCUUGAAAGAUUCCUAUAUGAGUCAUCAAUGAGAACUUUGGGAGAAUUUCUGAAUCCAUGACAAAACCACCGUCAAAAACACUGGGUGUGUAGAAAUAGAGAAAAGACUCAUGAAAGUGAAAAUGUGUGUCUUUUGUAUAUUGCUUUUUUUUUUUUCAUCAGACUAAGCCCGGAGUCCUAAGGACCACACCCAGGUCUGACGGUGCCCAAAGAUGGAGACCAGUACAACACUGGUGCUCUACUGUACCCUGUGCCUUUAACCAGCUUGCAGAGAUGGAGAGUGAUGAAAGUCAUGUGAGAGAAAGACUGGCAAGCAGCUCACCACUCUCUCCAGAAGAGCUGGCAAAGCUUGUAGGAACUGUGGCAUGGGCAGCUCUUACGUUCCUUGGCCUGUGACUUACCCAUUAUUUAUUAUUUGUUGUGAAAUUCUCCUGGAACAGAUUUCUCUUUGGCCUUUCAGCAGGGCUAUCAUUAGCCCACACAGGACCUUUCUUCAAAAGACAAAAAGAAUCACUUCAUCAAAAUAUUUUAUUGCCCUCUGUUGAACAGUUGUAAUAUAUACACUGAUAUGAAGUGUCUUGCUUACUCCAUUGCACUUGGGCUCAGCUCAACUCUUACAUCUGAGCUGUGACUUUUACAUUUUAGCCUUACUCUAAGGGCAACAGCCUCCUUCUACAAAAGGCAUUCUCAGUUCAGAGAAGAUUUCUUGUUUGAGUGUUGCUGUGUACUAUGCAUAGUCAGGGACAGAGCAGGCAUUAAGAAAAAAACAAAAACAAAACACAAAGGCCCAAAAGCCAACCAAAGUGGAAGUGAAUUGAGGAAGGCCUGGACCAGGAGUGAGUUGCCACCUAGAAAUGAUUGUUGUUUCUCAAGCCACAGUGAAGUAUUGCUCAGUGGAUACACGUGCCCAGUUGCCUCUGUUUUCCCUCUGCAGGUCGAUGGCAGAGGCAUCGGCCUUUUCCUGUAUUGACUAUUGAAGAGUAAGCAAAGAACUCAAGAGUUAAAGGGUUGCCCUGGUCCUGUAUAAAUGAUGGGUUAAUGAUACAAAAGAGAAAAAGGAUCUUGUUUAAAAGUGACAUAAUAUGCAGCCAUACAUAGGCAAUAAUGAGUUCAUGUCCUUCGUUAAAAAUGCUUAAAAAUGAUAGGAGGAACCAUGGCACUAGCACCAUGGUGGAAGAAUCUGCUGGGCUGUAGGGCAAUGCUAGAAUUCUAUAGCCUGUAUUACCCCCUCAACAUCCUUUCCCUAGCAAAGACUCUGGCAAGUAGGGUUGAGUAGCCUUAGAGAGCUCAGGUAUGACUGACUACACUGGCGAUGGAGGGUGGCCUCAGCAGGUGGGAAAGAGGAAAGGUACCAGAUCAGGCUGAGGAUUUGACAUCACACAGGAUUAGACAGUUGCAGAAGUUGAACCAGUGUGCCUUGCAGACAGCUAUAAUGACAAAUUCAACAAGGAUAUGAGGGAAGUUGGCAAACUAACAAGACUUGACUUUGAAUGAUGUAAUGUGCUGCUGGGAGGAUCAUUAGUAUAAUGGGAAGAAUUUACAUCAUGACGUAGCAUGCCUUGCAACUUACUGAGCUGAUUAUCCUCCAACUCUUAGGACUUUUAAAAAUAAUCAUGAUUGGGUUGUUUUAGUUCUCUUAUUUUUAUGAGGUGGUUAUAUUGAAGAAGAAGGAAGGUAGAGUCAAGAUAUCUGGUCCCUGAAAGUUAGAUGUCAGAUGAUUUCAAAAUUAUAGCUAAAUUUUUUAAAUACUCUGCUUUUCGUUGAUGGGUGAGGCCUACAGUAUUCAUUUUAAUAGACAAAAAGGAACAUCAGCAAUACUUUGUUUAAUUUAUAGACUAACUUGGUCUGAGGUUUCAAAGACUGUUGAAUGCUAAUCCCUAGAUGUUGCCUUUACUUUCAGUGUGAACACUCUCAUGAGGUGACCAUUGUUACCCUUGUUAGAAGUACUAAGAUUAAGUUUUAAAAGCAAUUUUUCCCAUGUACUUGCUUAUGGAUGGCACAGUUUGGACAGGUAGUAUUAUUCCUUGGUCAAAAUAUUUCAGCUAAAUAUUAAGAAUGAAUUGGAAUUAUUAGACUUAUUUUUCUUGCUAUUAAUCUUGUUGCUAGAGAUAUAACAUAAAGAUUGGGCUGGUAAAAUUAAAAUUUUAAAAUAUUGCUGCUAAAGACAAGGCCUUUGACUGACUUGAGAAGUCAGUUACUUCUUUUCUUUUUCAGUACAUCAAAUAACAAUGUGUGAUACAGGUGUUUUCUUUUGGGCAUAAGAAAAACACUAAAAAGCAAAAGUAAACAAGGAAAAACAACAGCAACAAAACACAAUGUAAAAAUGUAGAUAGACUCGAAGCAUAUUGACUCGAGGUUUAGGGUCAACUAAUACAAGUUGUUAAGCUUGUGGCUACAAAGCGUUUGAUAAUAUAUAUGAAAAGCUCUAGACAUUGUUUUUGAAACACAACCUAGCUAAUGCUGUCUCUUAUCUGUUGGAGAACAUCCAAAUUUUAUUAAGUUCCAAGCCUUUAUGCCCAAGAUUUAGAAUGAAUGGUAUUAUUCAUCGUUCCCGCUAUUUUUGGAAAGAUGGAAGUAUAAGUUUUAAUGCAAAUAUCACUGUGACAUCCUACUGACAUGUUUGGUUUAUGCAUCAUUUUUAGGCACUUAGGGAGGAGCUCACAGGUUGAUAACUUUGUAAUGAGAGACAUGGGAAGUGUACCUGUAUUCUUAUAGUAUCCUAACACCAAUACUUAACGUAUUUAGGUUGUCAGAGUCAGAUGGCUCAAGAAAUGUUUGCAUUUUGAGACUUUAAAGCAGUAUAGAAGGUAUAUUUUUUUUCUCUCAUUGGACUUUUAAGGGAAAUUUGAUUCUUCAUUUUAUAUAAAAUUGUAUAAAAUUCUUGUUGAUAAAAAUAUAAGUUUUGUAAAUACUUUAUAAUAUUAAGCUUUUAUUUGAAAAUGUAAAGUACAAAAUAAAGUGGACUUCAGCAAUCCUAA